Perca fluviatilis (European perch) is the source of this 755-nucleotide messenger RNA. RefSeq names its product small nuclear ribonucleoprotein D2 polypeptide (gene snrpd2). Bases 134 to 490 code for a protein of 118 amino acids. Gene Ontology annotation, biological process: spliceosomal snRNP assembly; RNA splicing. The transcript is spliced from 3 exons. Gene Ontology annotation, molecular function: RNA binding. The record is from RefSeq and is a predicted model, not a curated record. Gene Ontology annotation, cellular component: U4/U6 x U5 tri-snRNP complex; precatalytic spliceosome; U5 snRNP. NCBI's taxonomy places the organism in Eukaryota, Metazoa, Chordata, Actinopteri, Perciformes, Percidae.
AAGCGCGUACUAGUUGACCCGGAAGUAGCUUGAUCCACACGAGUAUUGACUGCAGAUCGUUGCGGAUACGAAGGCACUCGGUGGAAACGAGCGGCACACGAUCUAAAGAGACUGUUUUCAUAAAUCAGCGACCAUGAGUCUCUUAACAAAGCCUAAGUCAGAGAUGACCCCUGAAGAGCUCCAGAAACGAGAGGAAGAGGAGUUCAACACCGGCCCUCUGUCGGUGCUCACACAGUCAGUCAAGAACAACACUCAGGUUCUCAUUAACUGUCGCAACAACAAGAAGCUGCUCGGAAGAGUCAAGGCUUUUGACAGGCACUGCAACAUGGUCUUGGAGAAUGUGAAGGAGAUGUGGACGGAAGUUCCCAAGAGCGGAAAGGGAAAGAAAAAGUCUAAGCCAGUGAAUAAGGACCGCUACAUUUCUAAAAUGUUUCUGAGGGGAGACUCUGUCAUCAUCGUGCUGAGAAAUCCUCUGAUCACAGGAAAAUGAACUCUUUAUAGGCGUCUAGCUGAAUAGGUCGGAUAGCCCCUUUUCUUAUCCUCUUGUUUUCUUUUUGUUGAAUGAUUUGAAGGUGGACUGUCAUUAAUCUACACCUCUUUGUUUUGUUGCCGUUUUGUCGUUGGAUCACUGCAGUCACUAUUCUAUUGUAACAUACAUAGUGUCGAAAGGAUGUCUGUACUUUUUGGAGAGUUUUGCGUUAACAGAAGUCCUCUGUAUUUUUCAUUUUAAUAAUAAAAGUGAUGAAUAGAUUCAA